Molecule: messenger RNA, 2276 nt
Organism: Coffea eugenioides
Lineage: Eukaryota; Viridiplantae; Streptophyta; Magnoliopsida; Gentianales; Rubiaceae
Product: homeobox-DDT domain protein RLT1
Exons: 8
Coding region: 415-1977 (520 amino acids)
Molecular function (GO): DNA binding
Source: RefSeq, a predicted model, not a curated record
CAAAAGCUCAUUGGAUUGGGUCUAUUCGAGUUUUCUGAUUCUUUGCCCCUUUUUUUUAAUACCCCUUCAGCAUCCAGCCAUCGAUUAAUUUUAUUUACGUCUCCCCCCAAAGACAAAAAAGAAUACUAGUACGUAAAUCAUCAUCAAUACAUUAAAGUGUUAAAAACCUCAUGCAACAGCAGUUUGAGAUUCUCAAAAUCUCGUAAAUUCAAGCCCAGAAAUGAGAAAAUAAACAAAAAAGUUUGAGUUUUUCUUGCUUUUCUAUCUGGCCCUUGCAUUCUCCGUCUGCGAAACUCUUGUUUUGCUUGCAAUGACGAGUCAGUAGCAGAGAGGGAAAACGGGAUAAAAGAAAGGGCGGAAGGAAUUGAGGAAGCCCUUUUUAGCAAGACCCCUUUUGAAUUUUGGUUAAUAAACAUGGGAGAGCACUCUGAAGAUGAUAAAGUUCUUCCAGAAAUGAACAAGAAGAGAAUAGUCAAAACACGUGCUCAGGUGGAAGCUUUAGAGAAAUUGUAUGAUGAGCACAAAUAUCCUACAGAGGCAUUGAAAGAAGAAUUUGCUAAGUCAGUAGGAUUGACGGAAAAGCAGGUUUCUGGGUGGUUUUGCCACAGAAGGUUGAAAGAUAAGAGAUUAGCAAAUCCUGAAGCAUAUGCAAAUGGAAGACAAGAUCGUUCAAGCGGUAUCUUACAAGAUCGUGGGAGUGGACUUAGGCAGGACUCUUGUGGCAGCACUAAACAAGGGGAUGAUAGGAAUUACGAUCCAAGAGAAGUUGAAAGUAGAAGAUUAGUUGGCCAAGAGUAUUCUGCUGCAGAUCUCACUUAUGAGCUUGGUAGUCAUUAUACGGGGAAUCAUGGUUCAGCUGAUGAUACAUCAUCUGGAAGUAGCUCUUCUUUAAGGAAUAUGUCCUUUCCUCAAGAUAGGGAUCGUUUUGCUUUGGCAAAUUCAAGAUACCAAGCACAGAGUUUGCCGAUGGAGAUAAAGGAGGUAAAACCAAGAACUGGCCCAUCAGGAUAUUUAAAAGUGAAGGGUCAGGUUGAGAAUGCUGCUAUUACUGCAGUUAAGAGGCAGCUGGGGAGACAUUACCGGGCUGAUGGUCCACCACUUGGUGUUGAAUUUGAUCCACUGCCCCCUGGAGCAUUUGAGUCUUCAAUUCAGGAGCCACCCAAUGAUUCUACCAAAAUGACAGAAUCUUAUUAUGCUGAAGAAGCUGUUCUACCCCGCUCACCAGAAAAUUCCAUGGUUCACAAGAAUUCUAAUUUGGGCAGCGGCUCCCAGUACAACCCAAAGGCAAGCUCUCAUGACUCAGACAUGGAGAGAACAAGAUUUAAAAUGGCACAUGGACCUGAUCGUUCUGAAAACUGUUUUCCCCCAAAAUCCAAGCAGAAAUCUCCUUUGCACAAUCAUGGUGACUUUUAUGCCGGAAGAAGUUCAUCUAUGGAUAUCCAUGAGGGUUCUGCAAGGAAAACACGUGUUUAUGAUAGCCAGGAUCCUGAUCGAAAGGCUAAGUAUGGUGAUGGAGGGAUGAGUUUGGAUUCUUUUUCUGGACAUCGUCAUUCACGUCUCCACAAUCCAAGAGUUGAUAGCGAUCAUGCAGAUCCUUGGUUGCAGAACUAUAAUGAUAUGAACUCCAAUGUGGCCCCAGCAGAGCACUUUGUCUCUAAGUCAUCAAACUUGGCCUCUAAGGGUGUUGAAUAUGAUGAUUUUACGCAUAAAGGCCUCUCUAAAAGAAUGGCAAAGGAAGCCAAAAGCUCUGGAGAAAGGUUAACACUAAAUGGUAAUUUUGAUCCAGUUCAACCUAAGAAUGGGCUGACAUCUGCCAAAAGAGUUGGGAAUGAACUUCCUCAAGAGCAUUACAGCAAGAAAACGUCGUGGAGUGAAGUGCCACCAUGGACAAAUCAGGCUCCAAGGUCCGCUGCAGAAAUGCCAACUAGUUUUAGUGAAGAUGACGAGACUGCAGACACUAGUUCUUCUGUGGAUUGAAAUUUAGAAGACGGUUAGAGAAAAGUUGUGAAGCAUCUAAUGCUCAUGCGGUGGAAACAAAGCUGCUUCUGUGCUCUGCAACUGUUUUAAGGUUCACAAGAGCUAGAACCCGCAUUAGGAAAGCCAGAAGCAAUGUAGGACCUCUGUGAAUAGAAUGUGAAAAACUUUUUUCAUCUUAAAUUGUGACCAUUCCUUUGCUAAUUUUGCCUCUUAGUUGUUUGUUGUACAUAUUGUUCCUGUAGCAUUUGUUUAGGAAGAACUUUUGGCAAUAUAAUAGCAAUUUUGGUGCUUGAUGUGAA